Molecule: messenger RNA, 1275 nt
Organism: Juglans microcarpa x Juglans regia
Lineage: Eukaryota; Viridiplantae; Streptophyta; Magnoliopsida; Fagales; Juglandaceae
Product: probable WRKY transcription factor 13
Exons: 4
Coding region: 255-971 (238 amino acids)
Biological process (GO): regulation of DNA-templated transcription
Molecular function (GO): sequence-specific DNA binding; DNA-binding transcription factor activity
Source: RefSeq, a predicted model, not a curated record
UCUUUUCUUCUUUGGUAGUAAGGUUGUUUACUAAUAGGAUAAUUCAAAAAGAGGGGAGAUAGAGAUCGGAGAAAUUAAAGAGAGAGCAGGAAGAGCAAACGGUCUGUAUAUAGCUAUCUAGCUAGGUAUUUGAACAGUACUUUCUUUUAUCAGUAAUUCUAUGAGUAUAUCUAUCCUAGAAUCGUUUGAGAGAGCCUCUUGUACGUACUGCUUCUAAUCUCGAGUAUACUCUUCAUAGAGAUCUCGUAACAGAGAUGUCAACAACUUCCCAAACCAUGCUCAACCAUGGCCUCUUAGAGGAUCAAGAUCCGGUACCUUCACAUAUGGGUUUUUUUCCUUUCCCUUCCAACUUGACCAGCUUGCCUCCUUUGGGAUGCCACCAAUCUAGAUCUCUCAAAGCAUUCAGUACCAUACCUCCUUCACUUGCAUCAGAUGCACCUUCCAGUAAUCUCAGCGAAACUUUUUUCUCUUCUGCCACUACUAAGCAAAGAGAAGACAUAACAUCUGCAGGUUGUAGAGGAUCCCAGCUACUUUCCUUGAAUAGAUCAAGCGCAAAUCUCUGGGCAUGGGGAGAUGUGGGUGAGAGCUUAACAGGCAAGAGAGGCGGUGGAGAUCUAGAUCAUCAUCAUCAUCAUCUAGGGGUUUCUUCCAUGAAAAUGAAGAAGAUAAAGGGGAGGAGGAAGGUGAGGGAACCUCGGUUUUGCUUCAAGACCAUGAGCGAUGUGGACGUGUUAGAUGAUGGUUACAAGUGGAGGAAAUACGGACAGAAAGUGGUAAAGAACACCCAGCAUCCCAGGAGCUACUAUCGUUGCACACAAGAUAACUGUCGAGUAAAGAAACGCGUGGAGCGAUUAGCGGAGGACCCAAGGAUGGUUAUUACAACCUACGAAGGAAGACACGCACAUUCCCCGUCCCACGAUAUGGAGGAUCAGUCCCAAACUCCAUCCCACCUUAAUAAUUUCUUCUGGUAAUACUUACAUGAUGAUCUAAUAUAACUGCUUAUUUUGGACGAGAUUUUUCAUCUCAAAAAAUGUCUUUUUCGUCACAAAAAGAUUUUUAAAACGAAAAUGACCGACUUUUUGGAAUGCAAAAUGUCGUCCAAAGAAAGCAUUAAUUCAUGUUGUAGUAGUACUGAAUCAUGGAUAUAUAAUGAUCCUCGAUCCAUUGUGCUUGUUGUACGUACGAUGAGCUGCUGGCAUUGCUAGCUAGCUGUGCAUGCCUUUGACGGACAGUCAUGUUGGGGACACCGGAAAUAAACAGUACUAAUGUUUUGUA